Fusarium odoratissimum NRRL 54006 is the source of this 2315-nucleotide messenger RNA. RefSeq lists its product as uncharacterized. Lineage: Eukaryota; Fungi; Ascomycota; Sordariomycetes; Hypocreales; Nectriaceae. The transcript is spliced from 2 exons. Bases 658 to 1011 code for a protein of 117 amino acids. The record is from RefSeq and is a predicted model, not a curated record.
UAACCGCAAAGCAGACUUGAGCUCGCGACAAAGGAUAGGCGCUGGGGUAGGCUCAGGGCUUUCUGGUGGCCUGCUGCUGAUAUUUUUCGCAAUCUUUGGGUGCUACAGACAACGCAAAGGGAAGAGUCUGAGGCCGCAGACCAAUUCGAAACCCAUGCUACAGAAAGAUGCUCAAGCGCAAGUCAGCUCAGCUCCCUUGAAACAAGGACCGGUUGACAAUGGCCUCCUUGUUGAGAGGGAAGCUGAAAUGAAUGACUUGGGGUUAUGCCAGAGUGAGCAUCUGGUCCGUUGAUACAGGAACAGAGGAAAGCAUUGAGGAAAUGAAGAGAAUAUGACGAUUAGGGAGAAUUAACUAUGGAAAAUCGAAAUCCACAGAGUCAAUUGUCUUGUAUGAUCUCGAUAUCACGAAAUCGUGCCAAGACUCCACAGGGUAAUGAGACACAAUGUCUCUGACACUUGUCACUGACUGGUAUGACGGAGCUCGUGUUUCCACCGCCACCAGGCAAAGAAUGCAGGGCAGGGAGAUAGCACGGGCAGUGGGUGCCAUUGGUGGCAAAGCCCAGAGAUAUCCCGUCCUUUUAAGAACGAUGAUCCGACGAAAAGCUGGAAAUGGACCCGGAAGAAGAAUUCUAAAUCUUGGUCGUGGUCGCACUAACAAUGCAAAGCGGCGGAACCUUGGGAACCAAGAAAAACACCAGCGGCGCAGCUGUCAACUCAAUCUCCAUUAUCACAGUCGCGUGCAGACAGAGACACGAAAUUGGAAAGUCGAUUGAAGGAGGUGAAAGCGGCCGCCAAGAGCUGAUGAGCUUUAAGAUUGAAUCUUCCAAAAAUAGCCCCCAAGACUCAUCAGACAAUCUCCCAUUCUCCAGGUUGGAUAAGACUGGGAAUCAACGGGCCGCAUACCAGCGAACGGUGAAAAUACGCGGCUUGGUUAAUGAUAGAUUUGUGCAGGAAAGGGGAGUUUAUUAUGAGGUUAUGCCCUCCAUGUCGUGUAAUGCAAGCCGCACAUGAAAGAUGCAUGUAUGGACGAUUUGUGUUGGUCUCACUAACCCCAGCGCUGGUCAUUUCCUGUAUCAGAUAGUUCUCAAACAUAUAUUUCAAUACAUACUCCGAAGUCAUAUAUCUGUGUCUGUAUUCUCAGUCCGGACUUGAUAUCUUCAACAGGUAAAAACCUGGUGAUGACGAAGGUGACUAUGUACCUUCUCUCACCCGAAUAUGAGACCAGAAAACAUCCGACGAGGCACAAAAACGGUCUUGGCGGAUGAUUCGGAACGGAAGCCACGUUGAGUCCAGUGACGCCUCAAUGUCUCAAGAGACUGCAGCGGCCAGCCUAAUCACUUGAGAUUCAGCAUUCCCAGCCGAAAAGGCCAUAGCGUUUGUGAGCAUGGCAUCAGCUUCACUAUGUCAGCGGUCAAUCUAGUCGCCAAUGCGACUGCAUCUCGGUAUGCUCGAGACGGUCGGACUUAUUAGACAGGUUCAACGUCGACUUCAAAAGCCGAUAGUCCCGACCGGCUGGAACAAAUCCUAUCUUCGGGCUCGGAAUAUUGAUCGUGGAGCACGAAACCAGAACACCAAGCGUUGAAGUUACAUCGUCAAGCAUGUCAUGCCAGCGAUUGUCCAAGAUGAAUAUCCACAGGUCCCUUGAUCAAAAUCAAUCUCCAUGGGGUUUUGGCAUCGAGUAUCCUCGUAGCAAUUGGGGGUUCAACAAUGCAACGGGUCAACACAUCUCUUGGCAGCCAUGGGGAUGGAUGAAGGAUAAUUAGGGACAAGCCUGUUCAGAGAUGCAUACCUAGAUCAAAGAGGGCCUUGACGGCUUCUUACUGGCAAAGCCAGAGUCUGCCUUGCAAGAAGAGCCCUGGAGCGUGUUUGGAGCUAUGAUAAGUUGGGUGCUGGUUGGCGAAUCGACCCGCUGCCAUGUUCCUUGCUUUAAUCGCGUUAAUUAUUGUGCUUUCUUUUCAAAGCCGGACCAGAGUCAAUUCCUGGUAGUUUUGCAACUUGGCUAUUUCAUUCGCUGCCUCGACGAGUUUCAGACUUUCAUCAUCGAUCUCGUGCAUUGGUGUCCAGUACGUAUCAAUCUCGAAGCUCUAGGAGCAAAUCGUGUUGCGAAUUGCUUCGCGGCCCUUUUAUGAAGGAGGUUGAUAUGACCCACAGGUGACAUUUGACCAAGGACAGACCAGGAAGAGAGGCUUUUAGGGACGUCGACAAAAGGGGCAAGUCGAUAACUAAUGUAGGGACCAAGUCAUUUGUGCCAACCAGAAAUGCGAGGAUGGUGUAGGACUGAGCGAUAAUCUUAUCGGAAGGCUGCACAAAACAGG